AUGACUGCUGUGCGUCGUUCCACUAGAGUAAGAACAAAAUCUCGGAAUACCGAGGAGGAAAGUUCGGAUGACGAACAAAAUACCAGCGUGCAACCUGUCGAAUCCGAUAAGGUCACCGCCAAGAUAGCGCAACGUGACGACGAAGAAAAAGAAGAUGAGGAUGAGAGUGAAGAGAGCAGCAGCGAGGACGACUAUGAAGAUCAAGACGAUGAUGACUACGUGGAUACCGCUACCGCCAAGAGCAAAUCUAGAAAGAGAAAGGCCAAAUCAGCACCAAAGGCCAGUAGUAGUAAAAGACCGAAGAAAAAAGCAACUUCUCAUCAGAAAUCAGCGGCAACUCAUGUUCCCACUCAUCAUCGCUCCAAAAAAGAUCAGGAACAAUACUUGGAAAUUGCUAAGGAUUUCCAACCUACAGAGUUAUUUGAGAUACUAUCUACUUCAGAAGACGUUUCUAUUGAAGAACUAUUGCGGGAAUGGUUAGAAACUUAUACCGAAAAUAGAGACCAAUUUUUGCAAGAAUUUAUCAAUUUACUUUUGAAUUGUUGUGGCUCCGUUGCUCGUGUCGAAGACCAUGACGUCCACAGUAACGAGUCUUCUAACGAAACAAUUGGUGAAAUCCAGUUACUUUUCCAAAGACAAAAACUGCACGAGUUUUAUCUUUUGAUAAGUAAGGAAAACAAAAAGAGGAAAAAUUUCAAAAUGGGGCCCCUCUACCAAAACUUUGUGGAAUUUAUGACCAAAUUGUUGGAAGUGGCAAAUGAUUUACAGCUACUAUACGUGGAAUCAGAUGAAGAUGAUACGCAAAUAGUUACUGGUAAUCUCGUCUUGGAUCUGUUAACUUGGCUUUCUUCAUUUUCCGUUUGUAAAAUCAGAUGCUUCAGAUACAUCUCAACAAUAACAUUAUAUUUUUUUCAAGACUACUUGACUCAACAGGCAGUUAAUUUGGAAAAAAAUUAUUUGGCAAAACUAACCAGACAGCUUACACUGGAAGAAAAGAAAAAAAGGCCCAAUAACAAGACUUUAGAAAAGCUAGAGAGUACUAUUACUGAAACUCAAGGCAGUAAAGUUGUUAUUGAGAGCAUUAUUGAUAAUAUCGUUAAAUUAUGCUUUGUUCACAGGUAUAAGGAUGUGUCUGAUUUGAUUCGUUCCGAAUCUAUGUUGCAUUUAUCCAUUUGGAUUAAAAAUUAUCCGGAGUAUUUUCUCAAGGUCACCUUUUUGAAAUAUUUUGGUUGGCUGCUCAGCGAUGGCUCUGUGUCAGUCAGAUUACAAGUCACCAAGAUUCUACCACAUUUAAUAACUCAUAAUCAUAACGGUAAGUCCACUGACAAUUCCGCUAUCCGUCAAGUAUUUGAACGUUUCAAAACAAAGAUCUUGGAGGUGGCAAUCCACGACGUUAAUCUCGAUGUCAGGAUCCAUAGUAUCCAAGUCUUAACGGAGGCGUGUUCAUUGGGCUACCUAGAUGAUUCCGAGAUUCUUACUAUUUCUAGUUUAAUGUUUGAUGAAGAAUUUGAUCCAUGUAAAGCAUCCUCGUUCAACAAAAGAUCCAAGUUCUUAUCUACCGUGGCCAAGUUCUUAGCAAAAGUGAUAAAUGAAAAAUUCGAGGAAUUUAUCAAGACCCGUGAAGACUUACCCAAAGAAAUCGACGGGUUGGAGAUUGGUCCCGUCGUCCAAGUUGGAAUAUUUACUAGGAUUUUAAGUGAUUCUCUCAUAUAUCACUUGAAGGAUUCUGCCGAAGUUGAUUCAAAAACCAAGAUUCGUAUGCUGACACAAGCGGCAGAGUUUCUCUCUCCUUUCAUUUCCACUCAUUUGAAGACUAUUUGCAAUCUCCUGAUCUCUGAUAUCGAAUCAAACGAAUUAAUUCAGACGCUACAAAACUCGGUUGAUACUAAUAAUGACGAUUGUGAUGUAGAUGACGGUGAAUUGGAUACUGCUCCAUUAUUUCCCGUUGAUAGAAAUAGCACUAUCUUAUAUCUCAACAUAUUUCAUGGGCUGUGUGCCGGUGCCAACAAUCCAAAAAUUCAGACAAAAGAUAGUGUUAAGGAAAUAGUCUUACCUCUCUUUCAUGAUUUGUUGAACGCCACAUCAAUCGAAUCCGCCGAUAUUUUAUGCCCGCUUUUAGAGAGUUUUAUUACAUUUUCUCUAGAAGAUUGGAUAUCAAUUGGCUAUGAAACAGAAUUGAAAAAGAUUACCGACAAAACUAUCAAGACAUUCAUGGAUUCUACAAUCGGGGAUUCAAAAGUUGAUGUGAAAUACGAGAUAUUUGCUAAGUUUAUCCGUCACAUCCACAAUUUUGAAAAAAAGGAACUGCAAGAAAAAUUGCUUAAUCAAAUAACCACAUUAAAAAUUCAUCUGAAAAAGUUUCUACAAGAAAAAAUGGAUCCAAAUAAUUCUAGAGAUGAUUAUAAAGACUUAACUUGUUCUUUGUAUGAACUCUACAUCAACAAACUGGCGAUUCUUGGCAGAGAAUACCCAAUCGAAUUUGAUGAUGAGUUAUUACAACUAUUCUUGAACAAUUUUAUCUCUCGAAUCACUGUAAUGUUUCAAAGUUUUGAUGACAGUACCGCUCAAGAAAUAAACUUUAAAAUACUGGUACUUUUAGUGACAUGGAAUUUGCAAAAGUGGAAAGAAUUAAUGGAUAAAGUAACGGAUCACGAGGCUUCAACUCCAAAAAAUCUUAGAUCAAUUUGGAAACCUAUAGCGGCUAUAAUAGGCCGUUUAAACACGCUUGUUAUAUCCUUGGCAACUAUAAGCGACACAUCUGGAAAUAUUAACAGCUUGUUUUACUUAAAAUGGUCAGCUUCCACUUCGUUAAUGGAUACAAUAGUUGCGAUAAAAGUUUUUGAGCUCAAGUUGCCUGCAGAUGCUACAUCAUGGAAAUAUAGUAUGAGUGAAUGUUUUCCAUUUUACCUUCAUGAUGAUGCGUCUAAAGUACUUUUGAAAAUAUUUUUGUACUUAGAGAGCCUCUUUGCAAAACAACUUGAUGUACAACUAGAAAGAGUAGCAGACGAAGACGCCAACCUAAAUGAUUUGCCAGAAACCGAGUUUUUCAACAAUGUUGAAACUGAUUUCCUCCUAUUUACAGUGAAAUUGAAGGGGCUGAUAAAAUUGAACAUUUUAGAUAAGCGAUUUGCUUCGCGUAUGGAAUUGAAUAAAGAAAGGCUUGGUCCAUUAUUCAAAAAAAUCUUAGAUGAUACUAUAAUGGAAAGUUCAGAACCUAAUAAAAAAAACGUGCAGAAAGCGAAACCAAAUCAAACACAGAAGGAAAGAGGCAUCCAUCUACAAUCUGACAAUAAGGGGGAAACAGACAAAGCAGAUAUUGAAAAGAAUGAUUCAGAUAUUUCCAUGACAAACGAUCUGGAACCUAUUGAAGAAAGUUCACAAGGGGUUCCAGGAUUAGCACCAAUAGAAGAGCAUCCCACCGUAGCAGAUGCUAUAGAUAACAGCGACGCAAGCGCACAAGAUUAA
This is a messenger RNA of Saccharomyces mikatae IFO 1815, 3465 nucleotides long. It is a transcript of the gene IRR1, whose product is annotated as cohesin subunit IRR1. Bases 1 to 3465 code for a protein of 1154 amino acids. Gene Ontology annotation, cellular component: chromatin; cohesin complex; nucleus. Gene Ontology annotation, biological process: sister chromatid cohesion. The record is from RefSeq and is a predicted model, not a curated record. Gene Ontology annotation, molecular function: chromatin binding; protein binding. The transcript has a single exon. Lineage: Eukaryota; Fungi; Ascomycota; Saccharomycetes; Saccharomycetales; Saccharomycetaceae.